UGAAGCCUAAUAAGUGCUUAACUUCUCUCUCAAGCUUCUCCUUCAAUCCUCCCCAAAUUUUUUUCAAAUCCUCAUCUCAAUCAAACCCUACUUCCCUCUCUCUAAUUCCCUCCAAUGUCUUCCUUCAAAUCCCCACUUUCAUUGGCUUCAUCAGUUGACGGCAGCAGCAGCGAUCGGAUGGGUCUGUCUCACCACCCUUCCGGUGAGAUUCACGUCAUUGUUGGGCCAAUGUUCGCUGGAAAAACAACAGCUCUCCUUCGUCGAGUCAAAUCUGAGGCCAACAAUGGCAGAAAUGUUGCAAUAAUAAAGUCAAGCAAGGAUACGAGAUAUGCGGUUGACUCGGUGGUGACACAUGAUGGGACAAAGUUUCCCUGUUGGGCGUUGCCGGAUCUGUUGUCAUUUAGGCAAAAAUUUGGAGAUGAGGCUUAUGCCAAGCUGGAUGUGAUUGGCAUUGAUGAAGCUCAAUUUUUUGGCGACCUUUAUGAUUUUUGCUGCGAGGUUGCUGACCAUGAUGGGAAAACUGUAAUAGUUGCUGGGCUAGAUGGGGACUAUUUGAGAAGGACCUUUGGUUCAGUGCUUGAUAUAAUACCUAUUGCUGAUUCCAUAACCAAGCUGACAGCUCGAUGUGAGCUUUGUGGCAAGCGGGCCUUCUUUACCUUACGGAAGACUGAUGAAACAGAGACGGAGUUGAUUGGUGGUUCCAAUGUCUACAUGCCUGUGUGCCGCCAGCACUAUGUCAAUGGACAAGCUGUCAUGGAAGCAGCACGAAAUGUCCUGGAAUCUCACGGUAAAGUUCAGAGUGACUCUCAUUUGGAGGAAGUUGCAGUUGUUUAGUGUCUCUGGCUUCUUUACAGCUUAAUAUAUGUCUUUUGGCUUCUACAUAUUUCAAUCAGUUGUCCGCUUAACAUGUUGAAUUUGGAUUUUCCAGUCUUGCUAUUGUACCCUUUCUCAUAUGUAUAUAGAAGAAAGUGUCUUGCUUUCAUUAUAUAGAUAACUAGCACUUUAGUAUUUUCA
Messenger RNA from Camellia sinensis, 1014 nucleotides. Its product is annotated as thymidine kinase a. Gene Ontology annotation, molecular function: thymidine kinase activity; ATP binding. The record is from RefSeq and is a predicted model, not a curated record. Lineage: Eukaryota; Viridiplantae; Streptophyta; Magnoliopsida; Ericales; Theaceae. Gene Ontology annotation, biological process: thymidine metabolic process.